AUGGUAACCCUCUCUGAGUUGGUCGAAGCAUUACGACAGAUAUUCGCUGAUGGCGUGGUGAAUGUGGCUGAGGUGAUGGCCCUCUUGGAGUCAUAUAAAAGUAAUCCAGAUGAAUGGAAGCAAUACGCCAUCUUCGACGAGCACAAGUACACGCGCAAUCUCGUCGACAUCGGCAAUGGCAAAUACAAUUUAAUGCUUCUUUGUUGGGGUCCCGGCAUGGGAAGUAGUAUUCAUGAUCACACUGAUGCACAUUGUUUUGUGAAGAUUCUUGAUGGUGCACUGCUUGAGACGAAAUACGAGUGGCCUGAAUCCGACGACCUCGAAGCUCCACUGAGAAAGUUAGAACAGAAUCGCUACGAUGAAAAUGGCGUAUCGUAUAUGAGCGAUAAACUCGGUCUUCAUCGUAUGGAGAAUCCAAGCCAUUCUGAUUCUGCCGUCUCACUACAUCUUUAUGUUCCACCUUACGAAGCUUGCAAUGUCUUCGAUGAAGUAAGCACAAGGAAUAUCACGCGGAUCUGA
Molecule: messenger RNA, 519 nt
Organism: Haemonchus placei
Lineage: Eukaryota; Metazoa; Nematoda; Chromadorea; Rhabditida; Trichostrongylidae
Source: the annotation of a GenBank genome assembly